This is a messenger RNA of Melanotaenia boesemani (Boeseman's rainbowfish), 3149 nucleotides long. RefSeq names its product CD44 molecule (Indian blood group) b (gene cd44b). The transcript has 8 exons. The coding region runs from base 351 to 1583 and encodes 410 amino acids. The record is from RefSeq and is a predicted model, not a curated record. Gene Ontology annotation, biological process: cell adhesion; positive regulation of ERK1 and ERK2 cascade; inflammatory response. Gene Ontology annotation, cellular component: macrophage migration inhibitory factor receptor complex; basolateral plasma membrane; plasma membrane. Gene Ontology annotation, molecular function: cytokine receptor activity; hyaluronic acid binding. NCBI's taxonomy places the organism in Eukaryota, Metazoa, Chordata, Actinopteri, Atheriniformes, Melanotaeniidae.
CAGAAGGGUGUGUGCGCACAUGAACCGCUCUUCCCCUUCUAUGUGGGUGCCACUAGCUACUGUGUCUCUCCAGCAGAGAAUAGGAAAGUUGAGGCAAAAUUUGACUCAGCACCAUCAACUUCCAAACACCCAGAGCAGACUCUGAUUUCUCUUUUUUUGUUUUUUACUAUUUUUUCCAUUUUUUUAUUUCUUCUCUACUCAUUUACUCUUUCCUAUUUUUUUCCACACACACUCAAACACACACCAACUAUCCCUCGUGGUACUCUAGAAGGAGGAAGACAGGACUAAAGCAGAACUGUUAUACGCCUUUACUUCUACCUGCUCCGCCAUUACCAGACGCUUUGCCCAGGAUGUGGACUUUUCUGUUGGGGGUCAUCUUUGGAUUACUGGCCUCCUCCAGGUCGGACCAGCUUCAAGUGAAUUCCCGCAGCUGCAGCUUUGCUGGCGUGUUCAUCUCUGAGGGAGCAGGCCGUCACUCACUGGACUUCAACAUGUCAGCAAAGGUGUGUGAGCAGCUAGACAGCACCAUGGCAAGUCCAAACCAAAUCCAGCUGGCCUAUGAGAAAAAAAUGGAAACCUGCAGGAAAGGUUGGAUGAAUAAUGGGAGCGUCGCCAUCCUCAGACAGAAGGCUCAUGAAAACUGUGCAAAGAACUUGACUGGGUUAAUUAUGUCUUCCAAUCUGAAUUAUACAGAUCUCUUCGAUGUCUACUGCUAUGAUGAAAAAGAUGGACCUGGGAAGAACUGUAGUAAGAAAUUCAUCUUCACUGAACCAUUACAGGCAGAUGCACCAGCUGAGACUUCACCACAGCCCCAGACUCCAACUGCAACAGAAACUCCAGAAUCACAGUCUGAGAACACUCCCGAUACCGAGACUGACAACUUUAAUACGAUCCGUCAGGAAGAGGAAGGAGAAGAGGAGGUGGGGGGAAAACACACAACUACACCAGCAAUCAUCAUUUUUUCCGAGGAACCAAAAGUCAGCACUGAGGUUCCUGAUGAAGGGAGCCCCCUUGGAGGGAAUGACAACGGUACCCUGGAUCCCCUUUUCACUGAUAAGGAGCUCGAUCAAGAUGCUGGAUCUGGGAUGCACCCUCUGUCUGAGGAGGAAGGAGCUGCUCCACUGUCCACUGUUAGGGUACCAGAAAUAACACAACGUCCCAUGGAAAGAGAGAAAGAGACUGAGAAGCCUGUGGAAGAAAUCAAAGCAGAGUUUCCACAACAAGAACAUAAUGACCAGGGACGGGUCCUGGGCCCUGUGAACGAGCAGCCGGAGAGCAACAGUUCAUCAAACUGGCUGGUAAUUAUUGGAGUGAUUGUGGCAGUUGCUGCUAUUCUUCUUAUAUGUGCAGCUGUCGCAAAAAGAAAAAGCUGGUGCGGCAGGCAACAAACCCUGAUGAUCACAGCCAAGGAAGGAGGCGAAGGGAACGGGACAGCAGCAGCAGCAUCCAGCUCCCACAACCAGGACACAGAGCAGGAAAUGGUGACCCUCAUGAACAAGGAGAAUAUCCAGGAGAAUGGCAACACAGAGGAGUUCACUGUCAUCACACUAGAGGAGUCACCAGAUAAAGACCAGCAAGCAUGAGAGGGUUGAGAGUAGACAGAGGAGGGAAGGAGCUGGUGAGGGGCAGUUAGGAGAGUAGACAGGUUAAGAUUUGAGCUUCAAUAAAACUGGGGUUAUAAACUGCUUUUAUAGGCCAACACUGAAUAACUGAGAAAGGGUGUGUGAGUGUGUUAUUUAGAGAUUUUGUCUGAGGUAAACAGUACAGUAUAAAAACUGUUACCUCUCAGUGGGACCAGGUCCGUUACAUCAGCAUGUGCAGCAUCUUGUUUGUAUGCUUAGUUAGGUCUAAAAGGAGGUCACCCGGAUGUGGGAAUGUUUUUUUUUUUUUUAUUUUAUGUCAGCUUAUGAAUUUAUAUGUUUUUUUUAAAUAUAACAAUGGCAACGUUUAGGCUUCAAAAGAUGGGUCUGGGAAGAUUUGUGAAGAAAGUAUUGGUGACAAAUUCACAAAUUUUCCUUCUCUUAUAGAUUAAGAUAAUCCUAAAACUUUGAGUUGUUUGGCUUAGAUGGCAAAUAAUAAAUCAAAAUUAUUUUAUCUGAGAUUUUAAGAGAACAAUAACUGGUGUCCAGUAUUUUUUAUGUUGUUGUUACCUGCAUAUUUCAGACUUUGCCUGUGGACAGAAUUUUCCAAUUUAAAAAAAGCUAGCAAGGUCACUUUCUUAAACAAUGACGCUUUGAUUCUCUUUUUCUCAUAUCUGUAUAUAAUGUAUAUCUUUAAAGCUGCCAGUGCUUUUUGUUAUUUGGUAGGAGGGGGCUUUGUCCCUUUCAAGUGAAGGAACGUGUCUUUGUUUGAGUCUUAUUUAAUAAGAGAUUUUACCUCAGAGGUAAAUGUUUCUGAAUGGAUUUUGUAAUAGUCAAAGUGAAGUGUAUAUUUAAUAUGAAUCAGCUUAAUGUUUAAAUUCCAAAAUUGUGCAAUUUAUACACCACUGACAUGAGUAAAUAUUAUGUUAUGGUUGGGAAUAUGAUUUAUCUUGAGGUAAUCCUGAAGAAAAGAACAAUUAAAAUGAUGAUUUGCUGUAUACAUAUUAUAUGUAUAUGCUGACAAUGAAAAAAAUAAUGAUUGAAAGAAAGAUUUGCAUUACAUCUCUGGCACAUUAAUCAUUUUUAAGGCAAAUUUAAGCUCAGUUAUGAUGUGACUAAAGGAGGUUUUGUUGUUGAAACUGGACUAAACAGUACGUCCCAUAAUGGGGGACUCGAAUGCUGUAAACCCCCCGCAAUGUUAAAGGCUUCUUCAUGAGAAAAAAACACUGUAUAUUCCCUGAGAGAUGGGAAGUGAUGAAUGAAGCGUGUGAAAAGAGACAAAGAGUGUGUGCUUGCUCAAAUCAUGUGUGGCAUUGCUCUUAACAUUCGAACUUGUAAACAAAAUACUGCGGUUUUUUCUACUGAUCUUCUCGUAGGCUGAAUGUAUCAUACAUUGUGUCAUGUCAAUGCUAUUCCCUGUGUGACAGCUAAUUUUUCUCUUUUUUGUGCCUGAUUAUCACCAUGAAACUCAACUAUAUACAGUUACUGCAAGAACCUUUUCCUACUUGUUCCAUUUUUUUCUCUGCUUUUAGGAAACAUAGCAAAAUGAAAUAAAUCAGUAUAGAUGAA